Molecule: messenger RNA, 12782 nt
Organism: Caenorhabditis auriculariae
Lineage: Eukaryota; Metazoa; Nematoda; Chromadorea; Rhabditida; Rhabditidae
Source: the annotation of a GenBank genome assembly
AUGUUUAAAGGUAUUUACGCGAAAUUCGAACUCCGUCUCUCUAAAAUUUAGUUAUCUUUGGAGAAAACUAAUCUGACGCGCGCAUUUUUUUCCGGCUUAACGGUUCGAGCGCGUCAGUACGCAGAGGGUUCGGACAGUGUGAUUUGACGGCUCCGCCUUUUUGGUAAAUUUUCAAUAUAAAUUUUCUUUCAAAAAUUUUCUUCUUGUCAGUUCAGCGGGCUGACCAAUCAUGCUAUGAAAAACUUUCACUUUCACUGUCUUUGAACGAGAAAAACUUGUAUGCAAAACGCGUCAAAUUAGGUCUGAACAAGCCAACAGAGUUCAUGAACGUCAAAAAAAUUUGGCAGUAAACGCGCGAUAACGAAACGUAUUGUGACUGAGGCUCUGGCAGGGGACGUGCUGGGAUUCUGGCUCUUAUUUUUGCUUUUUGGUUAUAAAAAAAACUUUAAGAACGUGUUUUUCUUAUUUUUCAUAGGGCUUAUUAACACGCUGUCUCCGUUAUUCUCAAAAACAACGGGUACAAUAAAAAAAAUAUUUUUUGAUUUCGACAAAACUUCAUCCAGUGUGAUAACCCAUCAUCAGAAAUGCGGACCCAACUUUUUUUGAGCCAUUUCCUUUUUACUGUAGCCGGGUUACGGUAGGCAGGUGGGCACCUGCGUAUCUCAGUAUUUAUGAGUUUUUUUAUUAGGCAAGUGAUAUAUCAAUCGAUAGGUAAUUCAAUUUUAGGAACUUUUACAGUACAUACCAUCAUGGGUUACGGUGGGAAAAAUUUUUGAGUUACGGUACUUUUUUUGUGUCUGCCGAGUCAGUUUUUUUCGACCACCAUGAGCUUGAGCCAGGAGAUCCAUUCUUCCUAACUUCUCAAAAAGAUACCUUAUGAGAAGCUGUACAAGCUGUUACUAGUUUGAAAAAAUCCUAGGUGGACCAUCAUUUCGAAAAAUCGCCUCGAAGGCGCGCAAUCGUGGUCUUGCGGCGGCCAAGUGGGUGAAGUCCAUGAUGCCUGACGGCUCAUUCUUCAGAGAUCCAUUCCAAUCUUUGUUUUCAUUUCACUAAUAGACAUCUAUUAUUGAUUUUUAUUUCAAUUUGAGAUGUUUUCGGGUUGACCAUCAUCUCGAAAUUUCAUUUUGAACCCAAAUUUGGCCUAAAAUGGCCGACUCGGCCUUUUUCACGGGAUCCCUGACCCCGUAUGUGACCGUUCUCAACUUUUUUUCCUUUCUUAAACAUGAACAAGAGUGUCUGAACAACAGUUUUAUAACAAUCGGAAACCCAUCUUGAGAGGACCAUCAUCUCGAAAUAUCGAUUUGAACUCAAAUAUCGGCUUAGUUUCCCCAUUUGAAGUUUUUUUAUCAUUUACAUCGAAAUCUAUUCUGCCAAUUUAUUUUUCAAAACAGCUAAUCAAAAAAAUGAGAAAUGUGAAAUACCAAGAAAUUUUUUUCAUAAAAAGAAAAAAACUCGUCUUUCUGACUACCGGUGAGGUUGAAACUUCACUUUCAAGGUGAUUUUUUUAUAAAUGUUUUUUUAUUAUAACCUAAAUAGUAGUUCUAAAUCUUCAAAAUUUUUUUCAUACCUAAAAAAACAAGACAUUCGUCUUGUGACUAUUUUUUUGUGAAAAAAAUAGAAAAAAAAUAACCAAAAAAAUAUUUCGAUUUUCAAGCAAAAUUUUAUUUAAAAGUGGGUUUCCUAGGUAAACGGUCAUUUUGGAAUUGGUCCAAAAUAAAUUUUAUUUUCAGUUCUCAUCUUUAUAUUCUCAUCAAAAAGUUAAAAGGGCCAAGAUCUGUAUUGAGGGAACCAAUAAUUUCAUUGGAAGGGUAAACCAAAAGUUUUCAAGCCAAAUUCAGGUUAAAAUCGAUAUUUCGAGAUGAUGGUCCUCUCAAGAUGGUUUCCGAUUGUUAUAAAACUGUUGUUCAGACACUCUUGUUCAUGUUUAAGAAAGGAAAAAGUUGAGAACGGUCACAUACGGGGUCAGGGAUCCCGUGAAAAAGGCCGAGUCGGCCAUUUUAGGCCAAAUUUGGGUUCAAAAUGAAAUUUCGAGAUGAUGGUCAACCCGAAAAACAUCUCAAAUUGAAAUAAAAAAAUCAAUAAUAGAUGUCUAUUAGUGAAAUGAAAACAAAGAUUGGAAUGGAUCUCUGAAGAAUGAGCCGUCAGGCAUCAUGGACUUCACCCACUUGGCCGCCGCAAGACCACGAUUGCGCGCCCUUCGAGGCGAUUUUUUUCGAAAUGAUGGUCCACCUAGGAUUUUUUUCAAACUAGUAACAGCUUGUACAGCUUCUCAUAAGGUAUCUUUUUGAGAAGUUAGGAAGAAUGGAUCUCCUGGCUCAAGCUCAUGGUGGUCGAAAAAAACUGACUCGGCAGACACAAAAAAAGUACCGUAACUCAAAAAUUUUUCCCACCGUAACCCAUGAUGGUAUGUACUGUAAAAGUUCCUAAAAUUGAAUUACCUAUCGAUUGAUAUAUCACUUGCCUAAUAAAAAAACUCAUAAAUACUGAGAUACGCAGGUGCCCACCUGCCUACCGUAACCCGGCUACAGUAAAAAGGAAAUGGCUCAAAAAAAGUUGGGUCCGCAUUUCUGAUGAUGGGUUAUCACACUGGAUGAAGUUUUGUCGAAAUCAAAAAAAUUUUUUUUAUUGUACCCGUUGCUUUUUAGAAAUUUUUUUGAGAAUAACGGAGACAGCGUGUUAAGUAUCAUUGCUCACUUUAAAACCUGUUUCAAGCACUUUUAUGGAAGCUUUAUUUGUGAAAGUUUUUCAAAAACCUAAGCGUGUGAAAAAAGAAAAAUAAAAAUGAGAAAGGCGGAAUUUAUCAGCUUAUAUGAACAAAAAAUGCGAAAAAAAAAGAAGAUGCACUCGACGCGUUCCCGCCUGACGCACAGCGCACACCCUAUAUACCAUGGUAUUCAACUACUCAGGCAGUGCUUGAGUAGUUGAAAACAAUCAAAUCGAGAAAUUCUAACUAAUCUACUUUUCGCUGCGUGACCGAAAAAUCAAUUUACUGUCUUGCCUACUUUUACACCUCAAAUAACUACUUCGGAAUACUGUGGGCUUUAAAACAACUUGUUUUUCUAUCUUUCUGUUUUAUAAAAAAGAAUCUGUUGCGAAAACGCGAUCCUCUUUGUUUUACGCGCGACACUUUUCUUCACAUUUUUCUUUUCUCCCCUGCACCAUCUCAUAUUCCCGUCAUCACAAUGUCAUUUUAACAGUCGAGGCUCUUUCGUCUCGUCUUGCACACAACUCGUUUGAAGCUCGUGCUUUCUUUGAAACUUUUCUUGUUUUUUAUCAUAUGGCUAAUUUUCCUUAGUUUUCAUAUGUUUUUCGCUUUUUUUUUCUGAUUGCAUGUGAUUUUAUUGGCUUUUUUGUGUCAAAAUAAAUAAAAGUUGAAGAUUUUUCAUCACGCGUAGAAAAAAACAAUGAUAAAAUGUACAAAAAAAGAAUUUUUCAAAAGUUUUUUUGGUUUUUGAUCAACGAAUACGUCAAGUAACUUUUUCAAAGCCCUUUUUCUUAACUAGGAGUUUUUUUCAUCUUCUCUUUGUCUCUAUCUUGUUGUGAAUCACUAUUACCAAAGUUUCUGCCCUGUGAAGUUAUUGAGUUCGAAAAAAUAAAAUUUUUUUUCUAAUUUUGAAAAUUGAAGAAAGUUCAGCUGCCGUGAUGCUGCGCCACGUCACUCAAAACCUGGGAACACGUUCUACCAACAUACAAGCUUGUAAGAUUUCAUAGUUCAUUUUUUCCUCAUCAGAAAAUAUCAUAAUUGAUACACAAAAAUACAUUUAUCUCACAAGGAAGCUAAUUUUACAUUGCGAUUGGGAUUUCCCUGAAAGUUGGCAGAACAAUCAUUGGCGUUCCAAAGAAGAUUUUGAAAAAAAAACCUGCACAACUUCCUAGGGAUCAAAUGAUCUGGGCUCAAAGCCCUUGAAAGUAGCUUUUGAGAGUUUUUCUCUGACUUUGAGAGGUCUUAUUUCAAAAAUUAAAAAGCUUUAAUGUUGAGAUUAUCAGGAUCUUCAUCAAGUACAUCAAAUAGUGUGUUGGCUUUAGUUAACUUUUAAUGCGUUUUCAACCACAAAAACGGGCAAAGUCCAGAAGGACCUAAAAAGAACCUUUGAAGAAAAAGCCUCACAGACUUCUUUGUAGUGGUCUUUCUUGUCCAGUAUCCCGAAAAAAAAGAAACUUUUUGAUAUCAAUACAAUUUGCGAAUUCAAUUGAGGAGUUCUUGUAAAAUUUUAUAAUUAUAUAGGUCGCUUCUUGCGAGCUCGUUGGGAACGCGGCUACCUCAAGGACCUCUACCAUCGGCGGCAGUUACUCGGCGCAGAUCCGGCGAUUUCCAGAAGUGCUUAUCCCAAUUGGUUUGUUUGCGAUAGUUUUUUUUUUCGGAAAACCUUCCUUGAUCAUAAAUAAUGGUUUAUCGCAUCUCAAAUUAAUGGGCUAUUACUAAUCAAUAAGAGACUGGGGGAAAUUACCAGUUAUUCAAAUGAAAGCAGCAGUCCGGCGGUUUUGGCGACGUCGGUGCGACUGCACCACUGCGAUGCGACACGCUACUGGUCGCCGAUCGUGACGGCGAUCGACUCGUCUUCUGAAUCGUUCGCUGCUAAUAAAAAGCAGAUGCGGGACCUCGUCGAGGACCUCGACGCCAAAAUCCAGAAAAUCGCCGAAGCCGGCGGCGAGAAAGCCGUGAAGUUGCACCGAAGUCGCGGGAAAAUGCUUGCCAGAGAACGCAUCGACGCCCUUGUCGACCCUGGAACCGCUUUCUUGGAAUUUAGUCAGCUCGCUGGCUUUGAGGUUUGAUUUUUUUUUUCAUUACCUGUGUGAGAAUUGUGUGAGAAAAAAAAAUGACGGUCAAAAAGUUCUAUUUUUCUUUUUCGGAAACUUUUAUUUAAAAAAAUUAUAUAAACGAAUUUUUUUGGUUAAAAAAAUUUUUUUGUAAGUUUCAGAACUUAGCAGCUCUUUUUAUAAAGUCGGAAAUUUAUUAUUUCAAAAAAAUUAUUUUUCAAAAAUGAUGUGCUCCUUCCAGUUCGUAAGGUCAAGAUGUAAGUUAAGAUAUUUUUUUGUUACUUCAACAUUGAACUAUCAAUUAACACUUUUUUUAAUGAGUAUACUAUAAAAAAAAAUUUUUUUACUUUAAGAAAUAUGGCAAAGAAGAGGUUCCAUCGGGUGGAAUUUUAACCGGCAUCGGCCAUGUUUCCGGUCGAAUAUGCGUGAUUGUGGCGAACGACGCUACUGUCAAAGGUGGAACUUACUACCCAAUCACCGUGAAGAAGCAUUUGCGCGCUCAGGAGAUUGCACGGUUCCCGAUUAGAUUUAGAUCAAGAAAAACAAACUGUUCUCGGUUCAGGGAGAACAAGCUUCCCUGUAUCUAUCUCGUCGAUUCGGGCGGUGCCAACCUUCCCCGCCAGGCGGACAUUUUCGCCGACAGCCAGCAUUUCGGCCGCAUCUUCUACAACCAGGCGAACAUGAGCAGCAUGGGAAUCCCGCAGUUGGCCGUCGUGAUGGGCAGCUGCACGGCCGGAGGUGCCUACGUGCCGGCCAUGUCCGACCAGGCCAUCAUUGUCAAAGGAAACGGAACCGUUUUCCUCGGAGGACCGCCCCUUGUCAAAGCUGCAACUGGAGAGGAGGUUUCGUCUUUUUCAUUGGUAGUUUGAUAAAAACCAAUAAGUUGGAUUUUUUUUUUUCGUCGAUGAAGACCGGAAAGUUUUUUUUGUAGGCGAUUGCCUGCACUAGUCGAUCGGCGUAGGCUUAUAGGUGAUCGUUUAUUCUUGUAAUUGUCUCUGACUCUUCACAAAUCAACCAUCUUUUUCACUCUGACAUUUUUACUGUUGUCCAAUAGCUGAUAAAUUUUCAGCUUUUUAUGAUUUCAUUUUUAGUCGCAGAAAUGAGCUGAGAACGAAACUGUUACAUUUUGUGUACCUUUUUGGCUCUUACGCGCUCAUAUCUUUGUUUCAUUUUUUUUUUUCCGGCCCUUUCAACCGCCCCAGAAAACUCAAAACUCCUUUACGGCUUUGGAAAAGAUUUAUUAUUCAGCCAGUAAACAUUUUAAGACCUCUUUGUUAAGAACAAGAACUCAAAAGAGAUGAGUUUUUUGUAAUUUUUUUUGUCAAAUCAGAUUUCGGCUGAAGAACUUGGAGGUGCCGAUCUGCAUUGUUCCGAGUCGGGAGUCACCGACUACUACGCGGUCAGCGAUGCUCAUGCACUGCGAUUGGCGCGAAACUGUAUUGCCGGUAUUGGCCCCGCAGAAGGCGCUGCUCACUUUGACAUUAAUGGUUUAGAUUUUCUACAUUAAACAUUUCUGAACCUUUCUGUUUAGCUGAUGAACCAUUGUACCCCGCCGAAGAGCUUUAUGGAAUCGUUGGAGCGAACUUGAAAAAAACUUUUGACGUUGGUUUCCGAUUCUCUAUUUUCUUUUUUCCUCAUAAUCUGUAUGACAUGGCUUGAAAUUUCACCUAACGACAUUCCGCUGUGUGGCCUUGUGGUCUUGAAAACGUAUCCGUCUUGCCAAUCUCGGUCACGCUUCCAAUUUUUGUUUUAAAAAUAAUGUUUUUUUUUGUUUUUUUUUGUGCCGAUUUCAUGAUUACACUGCUGGUAGAUGAAUUGUUUUAUUAAAAACAAACGAAAGCCAAAUAAUUUUCAAAUUUUGAACGAAAGUUAGCCUUUACAACAUUCGACAAUUUUUCAUGAAAUGGUUCGUGAUUUUGUUCAAUAUUUUUCGUAGUCAAUGCACAAGGAGUGAUGGUCACGAUUUUGGCACAAAAAAACAUGAUUAAAUAAAGGAAAUUUCAAAUAAAAAAAUAUGAAAACGCGACCGAGAUUCGCAAAGGCAAGACGCUUCGCGAAGGAGUUGGAGUUUCGUUGGGUGAAAUUUAAAGUCAUGGCACACACACACACACACACACACACACACAUUUCAACUCGUUAGGUACGGGAAGUAAUCGCACGGAUCGUCGAUGGAUCGAGAUUCGACGAGUUCAAGGAACGUUACGGCGAAACACUUGUUACUGGUAAUGAUUAUCAAUUUUUUUUCUCAAUGUGUCAUUAGCACAUUCAUUCAAAAACCAUUUUUGCAGGAUUCGCAACCAUUUAUGGACAACGGGUGGGUAUCCUGGCCAACAACGGCGUUUUGUUCUCGGAAAGCUCGAUGAAAGGAGCUCAUUUCAUCGAAUUGUGCUGUCAACGCAAAAUCCCGCUCCUUUUCCUCCAGAACAUCACUGGCUUCAUGGUUCGUAUUUCGUUUUUUGUUUUCAAAAAUCAUUAUUUUCAAAUCACAAAUGUUUAAUUAUAACGAUGAGUAGGUACAUUAUUUGAAAUUUUCAACCUAGUGAAAAGAAAGCUAACGUUAUUUUUUUGAAGGCUUAAGCUUAGGAACUUGGGUUUUUGAGUUUCCAAUGCGCAAAAAUUUGACAAAAGAGAACACAUGAAAUCGACUGAACUUUUUUGAGCUUUUCAAAAUUUUUAUUUUGAAUGACCAAAUCUCAAUCUACGAUUUUUUUUAAUUUGAAAGAAUAAAAAAGAUCUAACGAAAACUUUUCAAAUGGCUCUGAUGCCGUGUUCAAAGUAAUUUCCGCGAAAUGCGAAAUGGUCUCUGACCCUCCAAAAUUCAGUUAUCUUUCUCUUUCUGUGACGGCUAUUUUGAAUUUCGCGGAAUCACUUUGAACACGGCAUGAAGAAUUUAUAAAUAUUUUGAACUGUGAGAGGGUUUCACAAAAGUAAAUGAAGAAUUAUGAAGGAGAGUAAAAAAAAAAGUCAGAUUUAUCUUCAUUCUCGAUUAUGUUCAGGUUGGUCGCGACGCCGAAGCAGGCGGCAUCGCGAAACACGGAGCAAAGUUGGUGACGGCGGUCGCUUGUGCAAAAGUGCCAAAAAUAACAUUAGUCAUUGGAGGCUCCUAUGGGGCAGGAAACUACGGAAUGUGCGGGCGUGGAUACAGCCCUCGGUCGGCUUUUUACUCUCAAAAUUUGACACGUUCUCCCCAUUUAAGAUACAUGUUCAUGUGGCCGAAUGCCCGGAUUUCCGUUAUGGGCGGUGAACAGGCGGCCAAUGUUCUUUCGACUGUGCAAGCGGCGAAGAAGCAACGCGAGGGAAAGCCUUGGACCGAUGUUUGUUUGUGUCUUUGAAAUUUUUUAAUUUUUUAAUUUUGAAAGUUUUUAUUCAGUUUCUAAUGUACACAAGCAAAUAAAGAAGGUCUUUGAAAGAUCCCUUUUUGAUGACUAUGAAAGAGAGCCCAUCUUGUCAACUCCUAAUUUAUUGCUUUUCUGAAAAGUUCUAAAAAUGGCUGAUAUUUUGAUGCCGGAAAGAAAAAGCUCAAGAAAAGACACAGGGCAAUUUGAAAAAAAGAGCAAAGUAGUUACUCGAGAGAUCUUUUGGUGUUUUUUUGAAAUAUUUCUUUUGUAGCUGUUUUAUAUCCACUAAAAAGUUGCAUGUGAAGAAAAUUGAUUAUUUUAUUAUCGGUAAAUUAUCAUUUCAUGUAAAAAACUUGACUUUGAGAAGAGUACAAAAAGAAAAAAGAGAGUUUGUUGCUCUCAAUCUUUUUUCAUUCCAGGAGGAAGACAAGGCUUUGAGGACCCCGGUUGAGAAAAAGUUCGAAGAGGAAGGACAUCCAUACUUCGCCUCAGCCAGGCUUUGGGACGAUGGGGUCAUCGACCCUAAGAAUACAAGAAAGGUGAAGUAGUUUCAUUAUUUUUCGUUCCCUUCUUCUUGAACAGAGCUUGAAUUUUUUUUCACAUUGGGUUCGUGUAAGAACUCCCUCAUUUUAUUGAAUCAAAGUAAUAAGUUUUCUAGCUCUAACAACUCAGUUUGAUCAUUUCAGGUGCUCGGAUUGGCGUUCCAAUCGACGCUGCAGCAGCCGAUCGCGGAGACGCCUUUUGGUGUCUUCCGCAUGUGAUUCAAGCUCUUUUUCCUCUCUCUAGAUACUAGCUUUUUAUUUCUUCUAGCCAUGAUUCGAGAUUUUACGUCUUACAUUUUGAAUACGUGUCACUGACUUUUUUUUUCGUCAUUAUUGUGCAUUGACAUUUGCUAUGUUCUCAUGAAGGUUUUAUCAAUCCGAAAGCCAUUUAUAUUGCAAGAGUUUCUAUUCCAUUCUGUAUCGUGUCAAAUGAUAAAUUUUUUAUUUGUUGUACUUUGAAGCAGCUUGUAAAGAUUUCAAAUGGAAUAUUUUUUUAAUUCUUGGUAUAUUUAUAUAUAUCACAAAGAUGUUCGUCGUAGUCAAUUUAAGAGCUCAUUACUGAAAAAAUGUCAAUUUUUAUGGCUCCUUCAAUCAACUAAUCAAGCAAGAAAAGUUAAAUUAUCUAUCAAGGAAGGUUUUUCGAACAAAGAUGAUGUGCUAAAUGGAAAAAUGUUUGAUGUUUGUAGGGACUACUCGAGCGAAGUUUAUGCGUUUGGUCACAGAAUUGGAGCUCCUGAAGUCGCGGAAGCUGACUUCACUCAGGUUCCUUUUUUUGAGGAUCAACGACCUGUUCAGAUUUUGACUGAUGUAGCUAACCUGCCCAAUAGCUAUAUAGCUGAUUCACGGCUUGCUUGGGACGCUAAGGGGGCGUGGCCUGUCUGCGCUCUCCAUGAGCCAGGCACUAUCUCGUGCAUUAUCGUCUCGGGACCUUUUUUUGGUGGCUCAAGCCAGUACGUGAAUCAUCUAGAAAAUACUUUUCGCGCGGGACGAUGAUCCUUUAGUAGCGCUGAGUUUUUUGGAUUUUUUCAAACUGUCAGAUCAAGAAAGCUUCCAGUAUUAAAGGAUCAUCGUCGCGCGCUAUAAUCAACGACGCGAAGAGAUACUGUGUCAGCACUUAAAAAUGUGGACAAGUUUAUAGUUUAUGAGAUUUUGAAUUUUUGUUUUUCCUUUCAUUUUCACAAUAAUAAUAGUUAGAAUUGUUUAGGCCUUCACAAAUGCUUCCUUCUUCACCCGAAGAGACGUAGAAGGAAAUGUUGAAUCAGCGGCUCCCGGGGGCUCGGGCGGGGAGCACAAUGAACGUCUCAUUUCUCAAGGUUUUUUUUAAUGACAAAAAUUCACUUCAAAUUCAUUUGAUUUUCACAGUCGAAAGCCGAUAAAAGUUCAAAGAACAUUUUUCUGAAGCUUUGUGAAAUUCGAACUACCAUUUUUCGACUAUGAGCUCCAAGAGAGUUUUCCUAUACUCUUGAAAGUUUUCUUCAAUUAUCAUGUAGAAAAUCUCGUUCUACAGGCCAGGAAAAGCUGUCGACGUGGCUGAAACGCUACCUAAGAUUCCAUCUUUCCAAGGCGCCUGAAGACCUGAUCGAAGCCGUCGAAGCUCAACUUCUUGGUGAUGAGAUCCUUGCUCAUAUUGGAUCACACAUUGGUCAGUUUGUUAUAUUCUUUUCGAAGUUUUUGGUUUGUAAUCGAUUACAAAUGGUGGUGGACCAUUUAUUCAUCUAAACCGCUCGAUACGCAAUAAAAAGCUUAACAAGAAACUGCUUUCACCUUACAAGGGAGGUCAUUUUAAUUUUCGGUAUGUGUCUGAUUUUUGAGAUAUGAUUUUUCCAAGUUGCGAAUUAUAAGUUUUAAAGCCUAAUUUUUCGAGCUUCAAAAAUAAUUAUCUCGAAAUGAUGGAUCCUAAUAUAAACCUUCAGAGAUUGUUUGAGCAAAAUUGUAGAUGAUUCCAAGCCACAAAGAAAAAUGACCUCCUUGUGGGAUCUAACUUUGUGUUAAACGCAACUUUAAAAAUUAAUAUGUCGAAAAUUAGAAGUAUGGGCAGGUAGCCACUAUGUGGGAUCUCUGAAGAGUGUUUGAGCAAAUUUAUAGAAAAUUCCAAACAGCCAAGUAAAAUUAACUCCUUUGUUUAAUCCCGUUUUUUACUGCCCAUUUCACUGUUCUUGAUGAGAAAAUAUUUCUCAGGACGAUCAAAAAACUUUAUUGAAUUUUCAAUAAAAUUUGUAAAUAUAUUCAUUCUAAGGUGUGGAGCACCUUCUACGUACGGCGGAACAUCCCCCGAGCCGAAAGUCGUUGGCCGACGCGAUGCGGGCCCUUGCUGGCGUCGUCGCCGAUGAAAAAGCCAAAGCUAUCGUCAUCGACUUCGUCGUUCCCCAAAUACUUGAUAUCGAUUUCGCUGGUCAAUCAUUCACACAUUUUCGCUGAUAAUUAGCUCCUAUUUUUGAAGAUAUCUUCCCAGUUGCGGAUCCACUCACCAUCCUAACCGACCUACUCAAGCUGGACGGCGUAACCGAGGUUUCUUUUUUUUUAAUCUUGAAAAAAUUCACGAAAAAUCGUCUUAUCAGCAAACUUUCCGAUGGCAGUAUUUCCGAAAAAACUUUCUUGGACAUCUUUUUUUAAUCCGUUUUGAAUGGUCUACAAACGAUGAGAAACAAAGAAGUUUCGACUUCAAUAAUUUUUAUGAUGAAUUUUGUUUUCUUUUUCCCUGUGACUUGCUCAGGGCGAACAGGAGACUCUUCUAUAGAUCAUGGAAAGUCGAAAAAAAAAGUUUAAAAAAAAUCAUUUGAAUUUUUGAGGUUGAGCCAAGGAUUCUGAGAGCCGUCGGUGAAGUCAGCGCUGAGCCCAUGUACGUGGUUGGAAUUUACGCGGACAAAAAGCGGCUCGUUAGUCAAAGUUUGUUAUAUUUAUGGGCUCUUUAAUUGAUUUUCCUGUUUAUCCAGGCGCCGGUGAGACUUUGAAAGUUGCCCUCGAUAUGGCUGCACGGGAAGGCUUAUUGCGGAUUUGGGAGAUUACAUCUGAUAGGUAAAAUUAAUUUAACGAAUGAAAAAAAGCCGACUAGAAACAAUGCACAUUUUUUUUCUCAUGGGAGGUCAUUUUAGAAUACGAUUUAAAUUUUUUCUGUAAAAGCGCUCAAUCAGUCUUUGAUGGACUGGGAAUUGAGCCCACAUAGGCGCUAUCUGCUGCUCAAACUUUUCGUUUUAGAGAAGCUAACUGUCCCUGGUAUAUACAGUGUCUUUCCGGUCGACAUUUUUGAGCGCGCCGAUGAUCCUUUAAUAACGCUCCUACUUUUUCAAGCUGUUAGGUCUGAAAACAACCAAAAACGUACUACUAUUAAAUGCCGCGUCAGGUAGUGGAAAAGAUUUGAAGUUUCGAGAGUCAGACGAAAAAAAGGGGAAGCCGUAUGCUUAAAUGACUUUCCAUAAUGAGGCCCCAAAAUGCCGGAUAAUUCCUUUCAGAAAAAAAAUUGGAUUUUUCAGGGUAUUCUUUUUUGGAGACCGAGCUUCGAGCGUCCCUUUGGAGGGCUUCAGUCAACGAAAUUAUUACCUUUCUGAAAAGUGUAGUACAAGGUAAUCCCGUUUAUUCAUUCAUAUAAAACGCACAGGUUUUUGAAUUAAAAAAGUACAAAAUCCUGGAAUUUUGCUCCUGGUAGCUCAUGUACAUAAAAGAAAGGUCUUUUUGCUACCUUCCUAACUCUUAGCGGCCAUCCGAGAAAAAAAACCAAGAAAAAAAUGUAUAAAGCGCCUUGAUCCCAAGAGAUUACUCGCUCUUUACACAUUUUAAAUAUCAUAAGAACUACGACCUGUAAUUGUUAGGAAUUGCAGAACGAAUCUCUCGCUCCAAUCGCAAGAGGAAGUAAAUGCCGAACCGUUGAACGUUAUUGAGGCAGCGCUACGAUAUCGUCACAAUGUUGAAGCUGUUGUCGGCAAGAGUUACACCAAGCGAUUACGGUACUAAUUAAAAUCUUUGAAUUUUGCUCAUCAAAUUUUCUUUAAAAAGUUAUUUUUACGACCUUUUUUUCCAAGAUUCCACAUUUAUCAUCUGUUUCAUAGAUUUUAUAACUGUUCUUCUCAGGCACAAGUUCUCGCGUGGCUCCUUGGCAAAGAGAUCCUUCCGCUACCUUGUGAAACCAAAGCCCUACACCGUCGCGUAA